AUGCCCUUCGUGUCUCUAGAACAAACUCAACUACCUACCCCGUCCGACACGCCGAAGGCGAUGGAGCAGGAUGAAGCCUGCCCGGCCUCAUAUCCCCAUCACUCUACCACAUGGACUCCAGUCGACAGCAUGACCCCCAUCUGUACCAAUCCAUCGAGAAAGCGGUCGCGCGACGAAUCCGCCUUCGGCCAUGAGGCAGACGGCUCUUACUUUGCCUCAGUCGAUACCCCGGCGCCCAUUCCCGAGGAAGAGCCUAUCUACGGUGAAGGUAUGGUCUUGCUCAAUCCUAAAACGGGCCUGUCCGUUUCGGCGGAGAGCCAAACCGGCACCUGGUAUGAGGAAAAGGCGGACGAGAAGGCGUUGGAAGAGCAAGCCAAAGCGGCGCAAUUCCGGCCCAAGAUGCCUCCCAGUCGAAAAUCUGUUCGAUUGUCUCAAAGCUCAAUCCGUCUACCCAUCGAUACUUCCAUUACCUCCGCACCGGCAAGCCCACCUAAAACCGCCGGGGAUCGACCCGAGUUCGACGAGGCUACCAUAACCUUGGGCAUUGGCUGGACUAAGAUGGCGUUGGAAGAUGAAGCCAUUCAGGCGGCGGCCAGAGGCUGGGCGAAAUAUUUGGAAAACCAUUAUGCCAGAUAUAUCCAUGGAGCACAGAUUUUACUCAAAAGCUCUGGUCUCAACGCCUAUCUCGUGGGCUGUCAGGAAGGCUUUUUCCUAUUUAGCGAAGACCUGCUGGAGGGUAAGCUGGUGGGCAGGACUUGGGAGACAUGUCUACAAAAUCUGAUGUCCAAUCCCAUGGCAUUCGAAGGCGAAGACGUCUUGCGGGCCGAGAGAACUCCGGGCCCAGAAGCCGCCCAACCUCAACUAUCUCAGCGAGACAUGACGGAGAUUUGGGCCGAUUAUAACCGACUUAACAGCCCUAGAUCGAUAGCUGUUGCUAACGGUGGAAUGGACUUGGACUGA
Molecule: messenger RNA, 960 nt
Organism: Rhinocladiella mackenziei CBS 650.93
Lineage: Eukaryota; Fungi; Ascomycota; Eurotiomycetes; Chaetothyriales; Herpotrichiellaceae
Exons: 1
Coding region: 1-960 (319 amino acids)
Source: RefSeq, a predicted model, not a curated record